AUGCGGCGGCGGACGCUGUUUGUGCUCGUUGAUCGUUUACUGGAUGAAGCGGCUCGUUUGGAGGACGCAGAGGUAGCUGAGGAGGAGGUGUUGCGAAAGAAAGCCGCUGCUUUGCGUGCCGCGCAGGCCGAGUUGGACGAGUCCAUGGCGCGGUUGGAUCGUUUGCGUAAGCAGAAAAGAAUGGUUUUCCGAAAAGGUCGAGAAGUUACAGAGGAGGAGCCGGUGGCGUCUCCCGUAUCGGAGGUUCAAUCGAUGGGUGGCUUUGGUGUGAUAGACCUGGAUUCAAUCCUUGAUUGGAAUCCUGGUACUCUAAACUUCUUAUCGGGGGGGUCCUAG
Messenger RNA from Colletotrichum truncatum, 336 nucleotides. RefSeq lists its product as uncharacterized. NCBI's taxonomy places the organism in Eukaryota, Fungi, Ascomycota, Sordariomycetes, Glomerellales, Glomerellaceae. The record is from RefSeq and is a predicted model, not a curated record.